Messenger RNA from Solenopsis invicta (red fire ant), 1897 nucleotides. RefSeq lists its product as uncharacterized. The coding region runs from base 1400 to 1867 and encodes 155 amino acids. The transcript has 2 exons. The record is from RefSeq and is a predicted model, not a curated record. Lineage: Eukaryota; Metazoa; Arthropoda; Insecta; Hymenoptera; Formicidae.
UCUGUUACGAGCGCAAGAUGAUACUUUAGCAAGAAAUUCAAUCGAUAAUCUAAAAGUGGCGUAACAUAGUUGAAAAGCGAGUGGAAGGGAGUGAAGUGAAACAAUAAUACAACUUUUUCCAGACAACUUACCGGAUGUCAUUUCAAUUCCAGAUAUGAGGCUGAACUAAUUGAAAUGACACAGUGAUUUAUUUCAACUGACAAAUUUAAGAGUGAACAAAUAAAAUAAAUAAAUUGUGUUCUUCGUCUAAUUUUAAAAUAAGUUUUAUUUAAGGAGAGACGCUAAUUGACGUUUCAAAUUCGCUCGAUGCAAAUAAGAUUGUCAAACAAUAUAUUAUGCUAACUCGUAAGUGAAAUCUUCGAGUUAUCUAGUACAAGAAGUGAUUGAUGCAAAAGCGCGGCGCAUAUGAGCAUUUGAUCAGAGAGAUUUGAAAAUUGGAUCAAACAUUUGUAAGCCGACUUUCCUCAAGAUAGGAACAUUCGAGAUAAAUGAAAUCACGCUACGAUCCUACAUACGACGACGCGAGACAGUUGGAGCGUUUCCAACAUGAAGACUAUUCAUCGAGUUCUCUUCGGCCCGAAUGUCUGCGUGGCGUAACUGAAAGAAAAUCGCAAAACGACGUCAACGACGACAUCGUGUUCCGCAAGAGCAUUUCCGCCCCUAUAGGGGCGUUAUAACGCGCUCGUUCGCACCAAGACUUCCAUUCCCUUUCUCUAGAGCGACGCGGAAACACCCGCAGGAGCCUUCUUAUCUGAAACGACCAGGUUCGUGCGUCGGAUAUACCGUUCCGCGAUACAACGUGACACAUAUAUCCGUACUGACAAUUUGGAUCAUAGUGUUUAUCGCGAGCGUAUAUAUCGCUGGCUGGCCGGUCGGAGCUCAUUUUACACGGACUGCCGAUUUUCCCGGCAACUGAAGCGUGCACGGCGUGGUAUCCGCGCGCGGCGUCCGGUUAGUUUGUCGUCGAGUGGCGGAUCAACGGUGGAUCGGUUAGUUCGCGGUUGCUCGCUGCACUGUUCAUUCCUUCUUCCUACACCGUCCAUAUUUUAUAUGUCGUUUCUUUAAGUGAACGACUUGAAAAUCCAGCCUACUGCGACGAGCAACGAAAGAGGCAUGUCGUGACGGACGUAGCGCUCAUCGUCGUGACCCGUCGUCGAUCCUAGACAAAGAGAGUGCUCGCCUCGUCAUCAUCCAGUCGGAUGUUUUUGCGAUUCGAGAAAACGUUCGUUUCGGGUUACUCCGUGACCUGGGAAAAUUGUCAGUGCGCGCGAUGACGUCUUGACGAUGAAAUAGGGUGAGAUAGGAACAGGCGAAAGAGUGAGAACGUCGUCGCAACCGCGUACAAGAUACCAUCAGUGGAUUUCCAGUGAGAGCCUAUUCUUCAUGAACGUGAGAAAAGAUGCUGUCGAGAGUUAACCUGGUCGCGAUUCUGCUGACCUUGAAUUGCGUCAGUCGCGCGAUUGAGCAUUCGAGAACCGCGCUAGAGAAAUGGCAGGAAGAAGAGAGAGCCAUCGCUUCCGGCAAGAAGGUCCUCAGGUAUACGUAUGAUAAUGUCACGUCCGAGAGUUUUAUUUCUUCGAUUAAUGAUCGCAACACCAAAGACAAGGUAGCCCAAGUCCAUCGUUCGCUUGACCAAGACAUCUAUAAUCCUCAUUCAAAUAUCGAAGUGGAGGGACGAGACGAGGCACGGCGUAAGAAACGAAAAGUCGGCAGGACUUUGAUGGCGUUAUUGUUGGCGUACAAACUCAAACUCGUUGCUCUGAUACCAACGAUACUCGGAGGUUUGAUUCUUCUCAAGGGAACGACGCUACUUGCGGGAUUCUUCUUCGCUUUGUUCGCUACCGUCCUUGGACUGAAGGUACAUUGAUAACGAAAUCGAACAGGAUCUUUGGAAGGA